GGCUGAGCCGUCAACACGCAAUUAAAUCAGCUUUACGGUAAGCAGGACCGAGAGCGUUUCAGAAAAUAUUAGCGAUAAGGGAGUAUUUGUUUGUCCGGUGGAAAUCAACAGGAUCUGAAGAUGAUCGAGGUGGUUUGCAACGAUCGACUGGGCAAGAAAGUCCGGGUCAAGUGCAACUCAGAGGAUACCAUUGGAGAUCUGAAGAAGCUGAUUGCAGCCCAGACAGGAACACGAUACGACAAGAUCGUAUUAAAGAAAUGGUACACCAUAUUUAAAGACCACGUGUCACUGGGUGACUAUGAAAUCCACGAUGGGAUGAACCUGGAGCUGUACUACCAGUAGACCAGAGAUGGAAUACAAGUCAAAGGUGUACAUACAGACCUUUUCCUUACAACACACACACAACCACACACACACACACACACACACACAGAUGGAAGUAAUGGAAUCGGUCGCAGGAAACCACCACAUCAGAGUGACAGACAGGCGAAGCAGAACACACAUUGACUAAGCUUAGUUGUUCAUUUUUGCCCACAGAUUUGUGUGAAAGACAUGUUGUUUUACAAUAAUUUUUGUUUUGAUAUUUUGGAAAUAAAGCUGAUGUUUACCUACCUGUA
This is a messenger RNA of Acanthochromis polyacanthus (spiny chromis), 617 nucleotides long. RefSeq names its product ubiquitin like 5 (gene ubl5). Gene Ontology annotation, molecular function: protein binding; protein tag activity. Gene Ontology annotation, biological process: mRNA splicing, via spliceosome; protein modification process. Lineage: Eukaryota; Metazoa; Chordata; Actinopteri; Pomacentridae. The record is from RefSeq and is a predicted model, not a curated record. The coding region runs from base 121 to 342 and encodes 73 amino acids. Gene Ontology annotation, cellular component: cytoplasm; nucleus. The transcript has 5 exons.